Molecule: messenger RNA, 2856 nt
Organism: Kuraishia capsulata CBS 1993
Lineage: Eukaryota; Fungi; Ascomycota; Pichiomycetes; Pichiales; Pichiaceae
Exons: 1
Coding region: 1-2856 (951 amino acids)
Source: RefSeq, a predicted model, not a curated record
AUGUCUUCUUCCGAAAUUGCUACUUUGCUCUCCGAGGCUCAAACGGGUGAAACACCCAAGGCCAAGCCUCUCGUGACGCAAUUGAAAAGGGUUGCAAAGAGCAACAAGAAGUCCGAGGUUUGGAUUUCACCAUUCAGAAAAACUUCACUCAAAGUUGUGAAGAAACCAUCUGCUGCUCCUGUCAAACCUGUGGCAGCAACCGAGCCAAUUGCUGCUGAGCCAGCUGAAGCAACUGAAACAGAGACCACCGAAGCCGACGAAACCGUGGCCACAGCAGAGUCAGAAGAGCCAAUUGAUGGAGAGAAAGAGGUGGAUGCAGAGCCUGUUGAAGACGAGGAGCCUCUCGAGUCCGGAGAUGCGGUUGCAACUGAGGAAACCGCUCCAGAAGAGACCGAGGCGACCGAGGCCAUUGAGGCCACCGAAGAGACUACAGAAGCAGAAGAGACUGAACCAGCUGAGUCAGUAAGUACUGAAGUUGCCCCCAAAGAGACCGAAACUGCCGAACCAGAGAGCACUGAAACUGCAGAAGAGGUCAAAGAGCCAGCUGAAGAAACCGCCGAAGAAACUACCGAAGAAACUGCCGAAGAAACUGCCGGAGAAACUGCCGAAAAACCAGUUGAAGAGGAGAAGCCAGCCCCAAUUGACCUGUCGCCUCCGGAGGCUGACGAUCUUGAAAAGGAGUUGAGAUCCAAGCCAAAGAUGUUGUACAGGUACCAGGAGAAUAAGCUCUUGGCUACCGAGGCUAUGUCUAAAGGAGCUGUUGGUAACCCCGAUAAGAUUCUAGAUUUAGGUGCCGGUUUAAGACUCACCGAAGCUCAGAUUUAUGAGAUCGCCAGGUCAAGAGUCCAGCCAAUCCUAGCAAAGGUGGACAAACAGGUCAGCACAAAUAUCAAGAACGACAUUGCCCGUCAGAAGGCUGCUGAUGACGCCUACACUAAGUCUGAAGAGGGCAAGAUUAGCAGAGAGCUGAACAAGUUUAAGGCCAAAGUCAGCAAGGAAAAUGACCGCAUUGUUGCUGAUUUCGAUGGAAAAGUGAAGAUAGUUGCCAAUACUAUGGCAGCCAAUGCAGCUGCACACUCCAAGUUCUUGAGUGAUGUGGACACCAAGAUGGAGAAGGACCAAACGGAUGCUGAUGAGAAAGAGGUGAAAGAUGCUGAAACCCAUGAAACCGACAAGGAAAACCUCCACAAGAAUGCUGCUGAGCUGAAAGAGUCCAAGCUUAAAGCUCUGGAAGAGGCCAAGGCCCAACAAGAGAUUGAACCAACCAAGAUCGAGGAGUUUGAGGCUGCUGGUGAAGCAAGCAAGGUCGAGGCAGAUGAAAUCGAGACUAAACUUUCUGAGAAAGAGCUGGAAUUACAACAGCGCAUUGAUGUUCUCAAUGCCCUGCUUGCAGAGAAGGCUGAACAUGAAGAUCUAAUUGCAACCGCUUUGGCUGAGAAGAAAGAGAGCGAAGUAAAGGUUAAGGCGAUCACUAAGAAGCAUGAAUUUGCCAAGAAGAAUCUAGACAAGUCAACUGCCCAUCUCGAGCUGUUGAAGUCCAAGCUUGAAUCUCGCAAUGCCAAACUUUUGUUCCUGACCACGACUGCUACCGAGGCCAGGGCCACGAAGCUUGCAGAAGCUCACCAGACCUCUAAGGAAUGGGAUGAGGAAGUUGAGAGAAUCAGAAUUGAGGCCGUCAAAGAGGCCGAGAAGAAGAGGAUCGAGGCAGAGCUCGAAAGAGAAAGGAUUGAGCGUGAGAAGGCCGAAGAAGAAGAAAGACUCAGAAUCGCCAAGGAAGAAGAAGAAGAGAGAUUGAGACUCGAGAAAGAGGCUGAAGAGGCCAGACUGAAGGCAGAAAAAGAGGCCGAAGAGGCAAGACUUCUUGCUGAGAAGGAGGCCGAAGAAGAGAGGCUUAGACUGGAGAAGAUCGCCGAGGAAGAGAGACUUGCCAAAGAGAAAGAAGAAAAGGCAAGGCUUGCCGAGGAAAAGAAAAAGGCACAGGAAGAAGAGAAGAAGAGGCUGGAGGAGGAAAUUGCUGAGCUCGAGAAACUGAACAAGUUGAAGGCUGAGAAGGCUAAGCUUGAAAAGGAGCUUUCUGCUGUUGGUGUUGGUGCCGUUCUGGGUGGAGCUGUUGGGGUGGCUGGAGCAACUGCCACAACUGCCGCAAAUGCUGCCACUACUGCUACUAGCGGUGUUGCCACUACUGCUAAGGAUAUCACCUCCUCUGUCGCUCUUCCUUCCGAGUCUUCGGUCUCACCAGAGGUCAGCUCUCCUAGCCGUGAGAAGUCUUUUGCUGACAUUCCCGAGGUGGAUGAACCGGAUGCACCAAAGGCCUCGGAGCUUCCACCUGCUACGUCCUUGAAAAGAAGACCUUCUAUGGUUGAUGAUGCAAUGAAGUUUUUCACUCCAGAUGAUAUUGAAAGAAUGAACACUCCGGUUUCUGAGCUUAAGAGGAGAAGUGCUUCGAGAAACAACUCCUUGACGGCAGCUUCCAAGCCAAAGUCCAGGUCGAACUCUAUCAGUCGUUCAACUCCUAAGCCGUCAUCCAGAUCCAACAGCUUGAAGAAGAUCUCGGCUCCUGUCGCUCAAGCAGCAGUUGCUGGCACUGCUGGAGCUGGUGUGUCUACGAUCUUGACGGGGUCCAAAGCUGAGUCUGUCAUUUCUGUAGCUACUUCUGUCGAAGAGAAGCCAAUAAUUUCGGAGCCUGUUUUUACUGAGGUCGUUGACGAAUCUCCAAAAGCAGACGAGAAUGAGAUUGUUCCUUCUAAGGAUGUCGAGUCCGAGUACGAAGAGGUGGUGACCUACGAGACUGUUUCGGAUAACGAGUAUGAGGAACACAAGGAUGAUCCAAAUUACUUGGAGAUUGCAGCCAAAUAA